Trichoplax adhaerens is the source of this 1614-nucleotide messenger RNA. RefSeq lists its product as uncharacterized. The coding region runs from base 1 to 1614 and encodes 537 amino acids. The transcript has 19 exons. Gene Ontology annotation, biological process: UDP-N-acetylglucosamine biosynthetic process; carbohydrate metabolic process. Lineage: Eukaryota; Metazoa; Placozoa; Uniplacotomia; Trichoplacea; Trichoplacidae. Gene Ontology annotation, molecular function: magnesium ion binding; phosphoacetylglucosamine mutase activity. The record is from RefSeq and is a predicted model, not a curated record.
AUGUCGAUCAAUAUUGAAACCCUUCAAUCUGUAGCAAGUCAAUAUCCAUUACCAGCGGUUAAAUUCACCUAUGGAACUGCUGGAUUUCGUACAAAGGCUGACCUUCUAGAACCAGUUAUGUUUCGUAUGGGUUUAUUGGCAGCAUUACGUUCAAAGGCUACGCAAGCUUCCAUUGGUGUCAUGAUUACAGCGUCUCAUAAUCCGGUUGAGGAUAAUGGUGUUAAAUUGAUCGAUCCAAUGGGAGAAAUGCUGAAGGACUCAUGGGAAAGUUACGCUACUUCACUAGCAAAUUGCAGGGCUGAAGAUUUAGGAUCAGCAUUAGAAGCCAUCGUGAAAGAGACUGGAUUAGAUUUAAAUGCAAAGUCUUGUGUUUGCCUAGCUAGAGACACUAGACCAAGUGGAUUAAAGUUAGCAGAAGCUGUAAUUGAAGGUGCAAAAUGCAUACAGAAGGAUUAUCAAGACUAUGGAAUUUUAUCUACCCCUCAGCUACAUUAUAUUGUACGCUGCAUUAACACCAAUGGGCAAUACGGUGAACCGACCGAAGAGGGGUAUUAUAGAAAGCUAUCAAAUGCAUUCUUAAAGUUACAAAUCGGCGAUCAAGCAAAAUUAGGUGUCAAAGUAGACGGAGCGAAUGGUGUCGGAGCUGACAAAAUCAAGCAAUUGCAAAAAUACCUCGGCAACAGUGUAAAUAUAUCUGUUUUCAAUGACGGUACUAGUGGAAAAUUAAAUGACAAGUGUGGAGCUGACUACGUAAAAAUUAAUCAAUGUCUCCCUGAGGGUAUACGUGUCCAACCGCACGAAAAAUGUGUCAGUUUUGAUGGUGAUGCAGAUAGAAUCUUAUAUUUUUACAUUGGUAAAGAUAAUGAAUUUAAACUGUUGGAUGGAGAUAAAAUGUCGACAUUGAUUGCUAGUUUUAUUAAAGAUUUACUUUCGAAAGCCAACCUGAAACUAAACCUUGGCGUCAUUCAAACGGCUUAUGCAAAUGGAAGAUCCACGGAAUAUCUUCAAAAAUCAGUGGACGUUCCCGUGUCUUGUGUAAAGACUGGCGUAAAACACCUACAUCAUAAAGCCUUAGAGUAUGACAUUGGCGUUUAUUUUGAAGCAAAUGGCCACGGAACUGUAAUCUUCAGUGAUGUAGCUGUAGAGAAAAUAAAAAGUUACGCUUUAUUAUCACAUAUUAGAUCUAAAGAAAUGUCGGAAUUGCUAGACUUUAUCAAUUUAGUUAAUGAGACCGUUGGGGAUGCCAUUUCUGACUUUUUAGUAAUUGAAACAAUACUUAACAGAAAAGGAUACAAUUUAAAUGAUUGGAACAGCAUGUACUCUGAUCUACCGAACCGACAAUUAAAAGUCAAGGUUAAAGAUCGCACGGUUAUAAAAACGAUCAAAGCGGAAACAGAAACCACCUCACCUGAAGGUCUACAAGAAGAAAUAAACAAGCUAGUCUCAGCAGUUAAGGCCGGUAGAUCAUUUGUAAGACCAUCGGGAACUGAAGAUGUCGUUAGAGUUUAUGCAGAAGCGGAAACUCGAAGUCUGACUGAUGAAUUAGCAUAUGCGGUAGCAAACAAAGUAUAUGAUUUUGCUGGCGGCGUUGGUCCUAGGCCGCAAGCGAAAUAG